Aedes aegypti (yellow fever mosquito) is the source of this 1628-nucleotide messenger RNA. RefSeq names its product nucleotide exchange factor SIL1 (gene Sil1). The transcript is spliced from 2 exons. Bases 173 to 1513 code for a protein of 446 amino acids. The record is from RefSeq and is a predicted model, not a curated record. NCBI's taxonomy places the organism in Eukaryota, Metazoa, Arthropoda, Insecta, Diptera, Culicidae.
ACUGAAGUACCACGUUCCACACUGACGUGUAUGUAUCGUUCUCGAAAUUUGUUUUCAUUCAAUCCUAAACCGGUCAGCAGUGAUGAAACAAGUGCCCAAAUCUCGGUGAUUGAAUAUUAUUUCUAGAAAAAAAAUUAACCCAUUCACAAGAGGGAGUCGAUCCCAAGUUACCAUGAAACUAUUCACAAUCGUCCUUUGUGGAGUGCUGUUGGUAUCGUGCAACGGUGCACAGAACAAAACGCAAUUCGUCGCCACAGACGAAUGGCAAGAAAUUGAAGAAGGUCAAUCUAUACCGCAAGGAUUGCACGUUAGAAUCAAUCUACAAACUGGGAAGAAGGAAGCGAAAAUUCUGGAAAAGGAAGAUAACGAUACGCAAUCAGCUGGACCACUAUCCACCGUGCCCGGUGAAGGUCUUCAGGAUCACGGUGGUGGUGCCACUGCCCUACCGUAUGAAAACAUCGGUAAAUUGAAGGAAGCUCUGGAGAACAUUCCCGGCGAUGAUUUCAAGUACAACGAAGAAGAGCUGAAGAAGGUCAAGGCCAAGUUCAAAACCUACGACGAGAUCAAAAAGGAGCUGAAGGACGUCAAUCUGGAGGUGAAAAGCGACAGUGACAUUAUGAGUGCACUUUUUGAACGAUUCGAAGAAAUUUUGAAAUCCAAGAAUCCGGCCGAGAAUGCCGUGAAGGCCGAGUUGGAUGUUAUGUUCGAAGACUUGCAAUAUCUAGUGCAUCAAAUUGACAACGCCAAUGAGUUCAUCGACCGCAAGGGAAUCGAACACAUUAUUUGGCCAAGCUUGAACCAAACCGAGUCAGCGUUGAAGAUACAUGGACUCAAACUACUUGGGACGGUGGUUCAGAACAACCCAAAGGCAAAAAUUGCGCUAUUCGAACGCAAUGGUGGAAGUAUUUUACUGACCAAACUGUCCCAAUCAACCAAAUCUGAGGAAAUUUCCGCUGGCCUAUACGCUUUCGGAAGCUUAGUGCGAAAGUUCCCAUACGCCCAGAGCGAGCUGCUCAAUGCGCACGGCUACAGUUUACUCUUCGACAUUCUGGAUAAGAACAUCGAACCACGGGUGAAGGUCAAGAUCAUCAAACUAAUCACCGACUUGGUGCAGGACUACGAAAAUGCUCUAACGGGUCAGGAAGUGGACGCCACCACGCGGGAGCGAUACGAAUCCACCAAUCUGAAGGAAGGCCUCCGCAAAGCGGAGUACUGCAAACGAGCCGGGGAGUUCUUCCACCAGAACAAAGCCGGCUUCGUGCAGGACGAGAAUCUCACCGAGGAAUGUGUGAGUGCACUGCGUAGCAUUCGGCAGGGACUCUGCCAGGACGUAUGGUCCAAGUGUCCACUGUUUCGGCACACGCUGCUGGUGUUGAGGAACAAUUUGGACACCCGGUUGGACGAUUGGGACGGCGACAAGGAUGGGCGAGAUUAUCUGACGGAAAUCCAACUGGGGAUCGAUAGGUUCGUGGAGGAACUGUACGGGAGUGGUCUGCCGAAGGACGAGCUGUAGUUUGAGCAUUAAAAGCAUUGAAGUUACUUUUGAGUAAUUAAUUUAUUAAAUACUUGAUAGAGUGUUCUUUGUUCGAUGAAUAAAGCGUGAUUCUGCUGAAUGAGAUAAACAUGAA